AUGAGGUCUAAUAUCUCAUCUGCUCUAUUAAUCUGUGUACCAGGAAGAAGGAAGGAAGGAUGGGAGCGCGGGCGAGACAGGGGUGACGCAUGCGCGCGCAAGGGCGGCUGCGCGCAGUCGCCACGCGCCCGUCCUCUAAACAACAUGGCGUGCAAGGACAUAUUCGACAGCCCCGAAAAAUAUAACCAGCUGUGCAGUGUU
Messenger RNA from Brenthis ino (lesser marbled fritillary), 201 nucleotides. NCBI's taxonomy places the organism in Eukaryota, Metazoa, Arthropoda, Insecta, Lepidoptera, Nymphalidae. The record is from the annotation of a GenBank genome assembly.